CCAAACCAAACUCCUGACUCCACACGUGCUCCUCCGGGUCGCCAGCAGCGUUCUCAGCAUCCAGCCGUCUGCGUCUGCAGGGUAUCAGAAGAGCAGAUGCUGGUCCUUGGGAUGCUAAAACAGGUGGUCAGUGGGACAGCACAGAGCAAAGCCUCUAGCUACUGGAAGCUUGUGUUGCCCUUGCGGCGGUUUCUAGGCAACUCCCAUCAUGGAAUCCCAGCAGAUGCCACCUUCCACUCCACCUCAUUCUCUGAAGCAGAGCCUCCCCGGGUCUUGAUCACAGGGGGUCUUGGCCAGCUGGGAGUAGGACUUGCUAACCUUUUGAGGAAACGAUUUGGGAAGGACAAUGUGAUCUUAUCAGACAUAAGGAAGCCCCCUGCUCAUGUCUUCCACAGUGGCCCAUUUGUCUAUGCCAAUAUCUUGGAUUACAAGAAACUUCGAGAGAUCGUGGUGAACCAUCGUAUCAGCUGGCUGUUCCACUACAGUGCUCUGCUGAGUGCUGUCGGAGAAGCAAAUGUGUCCUUGGCCAGAGAUGUGAAUAUCACUGGGCUGCAUAACAUUCUAGACGUCGCAGCCGAAUACAACUUGCGAUUGUUUGUGCCCAGCACGAUUGGAGCUUUUGGACCUACGUCUCCUCGGAACCCUGCACCUGAUCUCUGUGUUCAAAGGCCCAGAACCAUAUAUGGGGUAUCCAAGAUCCACGCGGAGCUUAUGGGCGAGUACUAUUAUUACCGGUAUGGGCUAGAUUUCCGGUGCCUGAGAUAUCCUGGAAUCAUUUCUGCAGAUUCCCAGCCUGGAGGAGGAACAACUGACUACGCGGUCCAGAUUUUCCACGCUGCGGCCAAGAAGGGCACAUUCGAGUGCAACCUGGAGGCCAGCACCAGGCUUCCCAUGAUGUACGUCAGUGACUGCCUCAGGGCCACCCUGGAGGUCAUGGAGGCCCCUGCAGAGCACCUGUCCAUGAGGACCUACAAUAUCAAUGCCAUGAGUUUCACCCCCGAAGAGCUGGCCCAGGCUCUCCGCAAGCACGCGCCCGACUUCCAGAUCACCUACUGCGUGGAUCCCCUCCGUCAGGCCAUAGCGGAGAGCUGGCCCAUGAUCCUAGACGACAGCAAUGCCCGGAAGGACUGGGGCUGGAAGCACGACUUUGACCUUCCGGACUUAGUGGCUACGAUGCUCAACUUCACGGAGCCAGCAGCAGUGCUGCCCUAGCUAACCGAAAGAGGAGGAGCAGUUCCCAGGUCCUCAUGGGUGCAAGGGACAUGCCACUCUCUUAAGUUGGAGAACUAACCGGAUUGGAUUUUGGCAGCUCACAUGGAACUUCUGGGUGGGGUUGGAGUUCCUUUACACAUAGCCUCUGUUGUGUGCCUAGACUGGUCAAAGUACACGUGCCACAGAAAUGAAGACCUAGGUGGUGCUGGCUAUUUGCAGCAUUUAUAUUAAAUUAAAUU
Acomys russatus (golden spiny mouse) is the source of this 1451-nucleotide messenger RNA. Its product is annotated as L-threonine 3-dehydrogenase, mitochondrial. The record is from RefSeq and is a predicted model, not a curated record. Gene Ontology annotation, biological process: L-threonine catabolic process. The transcript is spliced from 9 exons. Bases 97 to 1212 code for a protein of 371 amino acids. NCBI's taxonomy places the organism in Eukaryota, Metazoa, Chordata, Mammalia, Rodentia, Muridae. Gene Ontology annotation, molecular function: L-threonine 3-dehydrogenase activity.